Molecule: messenger RNA, 2978 nt
Organism: Sarcophilus harrisii (Tasmanian devil)
Lineage: Eukaryota; Metazoa; Chordata; Mammalia; Dasyuromorphia; Dasyuridae
Gene: GRK2
Product: G protein-coupled receptor kinase 2
Exons: 21
Coding region: 116-2185 (689 amino acids)
Biological process (GO): regulation of signal transduction; G protein-coupled receptor signaling pathway; protein phosphorylation
Molecular function (GO): ATP binding; G protein-coupled receptor binding; G protein-coupled receptor kinase activity
Source: RefSeq, a predicted model, not a curated record
CCGGGGCCGGGGAGGCCGGGCCGGGCCGCGGCGGGCGGAGGGCCUCGCUGUGCGGGGCGUGGAGGUCCGUGAGCGCCAGGGCAGCGGCGGCCAAGGCAGCGAAGGGGGCUACAAGAUGGCGGACCUGGAGGCCGUGCUGGCCGACGUGAGCUACCUGAUGGCCAUGGAGAAGAGCAAGGCCACGCCGGCGGCGCGGGCCAGCAAGAAGAUCCUGCUGCCCGAGCCCAGCAUUCGUAGUGUUAUGCAGAAGUAUCUUGAAGACCGAGGGGAGGUGACCUUUGAGAAGAUUUUCUCUCAGAAGCUUGGCUACCUGCUUUUCAGAGACUUCUGCUUGAACCACAUGGAGGAGGCCAAACCCUUGGUGGAAUUCUAUGAUGAGAUUAAGAAAUAUGAGAAGUUAGACUCUGAGGAGGACCGCGCCAUCAAGAGCCGAGAGAUCUUUGAUUCAUACAUCAUGAAGGAGCUGCUGUCCUGCUCACACCCUUUUUCAAAGAGUGCCACUGAGCACGUACAGAGCCGGCUCCUGAAGAAGCAGGUACCCUCUGACCUCUUCCAGCCAUACAUUGAGGAGAUUUGCCAGAGGCUUCGGGAAGACGUGUUCCGGAAAUUCAUCGAGAGUGAAAAGUUCACUCGGUUUUGCCAGUGGAAGAAUGUGGAGCUUAACAUCCACCUGACCAUGAAUGACUUCAGUGUGCACCGAAUUAUCGGCCGCGGCGGCUUCGGGGAGGUCUACGGCUGCCGGAAAGCCGACACCGGCAAGAUGUAUGCCAUGAAGUGUCUGGAUAAAAAGCGUAUCAAGAUGAAGCAAGGGGAGACGCUGGCCCUGAACGAGCGGAUCAUGCUCUCCCUCGUCAGCACCGGGGACUGCCCCUUCAUUGUCUGCAUGUCGUACGCGUUCCACACUCCGGACAAGCUCAGUUUCAUCCUGGAUCUCAUGAAUGGGGGGGACCUGCACUACCACCUGUCCCAGCACGGGGUCUUCUCAGAGGCAGAAAUGCGCUUCUACGCUGCCGAGAUCAUCCUGGGCCUGGAGCACAUGCACAGUCGAUUCGUGGUGUACCGGGACCUAAAGCCCGCCAACAUCCUGCUGGACGAAUUUGGCCACGUGCGCAUCUCGGACCUGGGCCUGGCCUGCGACUUCUCCAAGAAGAAGCCUCACGCCAGCGUGGGCACCCACGGCUACAUGGCACCCGAGGUCCUGCAGAAGGGGGUGGCCUACGACAGCAGCGCCGACUGGUUCUCUCUGGGCUGCAUGCUCUUCAAACUGCUGAGAGGGCACAGCCCCUUCCGCCAGCACAAAACUAAGGACAAGCAUGAGAUCGACCGCAUGACGCUCACGAUGGCCGUGGAGCUCCCAGACUCCUUCUCACCAGAACUACGCUCCCUUCUGGAAGGGCUGCUUCAAAGGGAUGUCAAUCGGAGGCUGGGCUGCCUAGGCCGGGGGGCUCAGGAGGUGAAGGAGGACCCUUUCUUUAAGAGCGUGGACUGGCAGAUGGUUUUACUGCAGAAGUACCCGCCUCCCUUGAUCCCUCCUCGAGGGGAAGUGAAUGCUGCUGACGCCUUUGAUAUCGGCUCUUUCGAUGAGGAAGAUACCAAGGGGAUUAAGCUGCUAGAGAGCGACCAGGAGCUGUACCGGAACUUCCCACUCACCAUCUCGGAGCGGUGGCAGCAGGAAGUGGCUGAGACGGUCUUCGACACGGUCAACUCGGAGACUGACCGGCUGGAGGCGCGCAAGAAGGCCAAGAACAAGCAGCUGGGUCAUGAGGAUGAUUAUGCCCUCGGCAAAGACUGCAUCAUGCACGGCUACAUGUCCAAGAUGGGCAACCCCUUCCUCACCCAGUGGCAGCGGCGGUACUUCUACCUGUUCCCCAAUCGGCUUGAGUGGCGGGCCGAGGGCGAGGCGCCGCAGAGCCUCCUGACUAUGGAGGAGAUUCAGGCUGUGGAGGAGACACAGAUCAAGGAGAGGAAGUGUGUCCUGCUCAAGAUCCGGGGGGGCAAGCAGUUCAUCCUCCAGUGUGAUAGUGACCCGGAGCUGGUUCAGUGGAAAAAGGAGCUACGGGACGCCUACCGGGAAGCCCAGCAGCUGGUGCAGCGCGUCCCCAAGAUGAAGAACAAGCCUCGAUCGCCUGUGGUGGAGUUGAGCAAGAUGCCGCUGACGCAGCGGGGCAGCGCCAACGGCCUCUGACCCCCGGCACCGCCUCGCCAUCCUGCCCCUGCCCAACCUUUUAUAAACCUCUAAUUUAUUUUGUGGAAUUUUUAUUAUUUUUUCCCGCCAAGCGGAAAAGGUUUUAUUUUAUAAUUAUUGUGACUUCCCGUGGCCCAGCCUGGCCCUGUGGCAGGGGCCCGCUUGUCCCCUCCACCUCCUGUUGCCAAGGCCAUCUAGUACCACUGCUCUGACUCCCCCGCUCCCCAGCCCCUGGGGACCACCGGGUGGCCCUUUCUGUGUCUUGCUAGCAGGGACCAGGCAGGAGGCAGAGGACAGCCCAGCUCUCCCUGUUCUGCCCUCCGACGCCACCUGGGCACCUCAGCAGACUGAGCCGUGCGUGUGCCCCACACUUGUAUCUGCUAGGAGAGCCGGGGGCCGACGCCCCUCACUGCCGCUCAGGGCUUCGGCCUUGGGAGCUCGCAGGAUCGGGGGCCUCCCGGGAUCUCCGCCACAGUGCCCUGAUAGGACUGCCGCCCGAGUGCCCGUGCCCAAGUCAGGAAACCCGCCUUUGUCGCCCUCCCCCGUUUCCCCGCCCUGAAAUUCGCAGCAGCCUCUUCCCCUUCCCACACCCUCUGGGGUCACCGUGAGCCCUCCGCCGAGGGCCCUGGCGCCCCCUGCCCUCCCGACACCUCCCCCCGGCCUGGCAGGGCCUCGGAAGCUUGCCCAGAUUGUGCCAAAUGGACUGACCUCAUGCUCGUCUCAGGCUUCGCCACCCACUGCGCUGGUGAGCACAGGUUUCUGUCCCGAGUGCCCCCCCCCCCGGCAGGAUUUA